CCAAGCUGUCGUUUGUUGUCAGGGAGAAAGCAGACACGGUAGAGAAGAAUGAAAGCGACCCAUCAGAGGCACACUUGAAGCCAGACGAGAAACAGUGUCGGCUAGACAAUUGCUUUUUGUUAUAUUGUAUGUAUUGAGGACGUGCUUGAUGUGUAUGUUUCCUGGCGUGGAGAUUUUGUGAUGUUUUGUUAAGGUGUACAUGCAGACGUUGCUCAAUGCAUCAGGAGGUUGCCAUGGCGAGGACUUUGAUGGAACUAGGAAAACAAGUGCAUCCAUUCUAUUGGUUAUCCUCAACAUGUUUUGACUCACAAAACCCAAUCCUGCUAUUUUAGCUGGAAUGGAUGAAUGUGGCAGGGGAAACUCACUAAAGCAGUGAAUCUAUCAACAGCAUGAGCAUCAGUGAGCAAUUCUGGAGCGAUGAAGACUCGGAUGGGAACAGCGACGGUGAGGACUUCUUCUGCGGAGUGCAGGGUCAUUAUGCCACCGACCUGACUCGACACCCUCAGCUUGAUAUAGAUGUUGGUGCGGUGAAAGACAUCUAUUCUGAAAGUGCCGUUUCUGUAAGGGAGUAUGAGACCAUUGAUGAUGUUGAUGUCAACCUACACAUUAACGUCACCUUCCUGGAUGAGGAGGUGGCGUCCGCAUGGAAGGUCAACAGAACUGAACCUAUCAUUUUGCGCCUUCGUUUCUCACUGUCUCAGUAUUUGGAUGGACCGGAACCUACAGUGGAAGUAUUCCAACCAAGCUGUAAAGAUGGCUUCAGUCUUGGGGUUCAGCUUAAAAGAAUACUCACCAUGUUUAUAUCCAACCAGUGGAAGCAUCUCAGUAAUGAGUUCUUGAAUAUACAACAGAGAAAGAGACACAGCUGGUUCAAAGCCGGAGGAACCAUCAAGAAGUUCAGAGCUGGACUGAGCAUCUUCUCCCCGAUAACCAAGUGUUCCAGUGUUCCUCUAAUCCAGGGCCCUGGGGUGAAGGUGAAGUCAGCAGGCCAGGAGUUACGAGUGACACGUCUGAUGAGUCGCUCAAUGUCCAGCUCCAAAGGAGACCUGAAAACUUCCAGCCCGAUUGGACAGAGUGUGGCUGUCCCAGGCUCAAGAUCCACAGUGCAGAUCACCACCAGACAGCUCAUCCAGCUAUUCUUCUCCUCACAAGCCCUGAUCCACUGCAAGAGCAUCCCAACCCUAGAAUACGGCUUCCUAGUCCAGGUUAUGAAAUACUCUGAACAGAGAAUCCCCACUCUGAAUGAUUAUUGUGUGGUCUGCGAUGAGCAGCACGUCUUUCAGAAUGGCUCAAUGCUAAAGCCUGCUGUUUGCACAAGAGAGCUAUGUGUGUUCUCUUUCAACACGUUGGGUGUGAUGUCAGGAGCUGCAGAUGAUGUUGCAACGGGAGCUGAGGUCGUGGACCUGCUGGUGGCUAUGUGUCGAACUGCCCUGGAAUCUGCCCGUAAAAGCAUCAUCUUUGACCCUUACCCUUCUGUCGUUGACCCUCACAACCCCAAAUCUCUUGCCUUCAACCCAGAGAAAAGAAGUUAUGAGCGACUACAGAGAGCGCUGGACAGCAUCACAUCGAUUCGAGAAAUAACACAAGGCCCUUAUGUCGAGAUAAAGAAGCAGAUGGACAAAAUGGAUCCUCUUGCACAUCCUCUGCUACAGUGGAUUAUAUCCAGCAACCGGUCUCACAUUGUCAAGCUCCCUUCUAGCAGGCAACUGAAGUUCAUGCACACCUCGCAUCAGUUCCUGCUUCUCAGCAGUCCUCCGGCAAAGGAGGCAAGAUUCCGCACUGCGAGAAAACUUCACGGCAGCACCUUCGCUUUCCAUGGUUCUCAUAUUGAAAACUGGCACUCCAUUCUAAGAAAUGGACUUGUAAAUGCCUCCUACACAAAACUGCAGCUGCAUGGGGCAGCCUAUGGGAAGGGCAUCUACCUCAGCCCCGUCUCCAGCAUCUCAUUUGGAUACUCAGGAAUGGGAAAGGGACAGCACCACAUGCCUACUAAAGAGGAAUUAGUACACCAUUACAACCGGGUCAACACUGUCUUACAGUGCCGGCCUGUACAAUCAAGAUUUCUUCAGAGUCGUAAUCUAAACUGUGUCUCUUUGUGUGAAGUUAUAACAUCCAAAGAUCUCCAGAAACAUGGAAACAUUUGGGUUUGCCCAAUUUCUGAUCACGUCUGUACGCGGUUCUUUUUUGUGUAUGAGGAUGGUCAGGUAGGAGAUGCUAAUAUCAACACACAGGACGUUCGGAUACAGAAAGUGUUAUUGCGUGUGAUUGGGGGACAAUCGCCUUGACUGCUUCACCACUGUGAUGCUUUGAAACACUUGAGGACCAUAAAACUGAACAUGCGAAGGAAUUACCUCAAACUAGAUGUUUGUCUUUACAAAAAAAGAACCGUUUUGUAACAUUUUGAUAAGCAUUUUCUAAUUUAGUCUCUAUUUAUGUCAUGUUUGCUCCUUUACUUAUGCUGUGUCAUGAAAAGUCCUUACUAAGCCUUAAUUUAUGAAGGUAGAAAGUUUAAAAGUAAAAUUCUUACGAUGCCCACCUGGGGGCUCUAUUCCCAAACAAAACAUUGAAACAAAGGAAUGAAAAGGGAUGGCCUAUCCAUAUACAAAAAUUAUGAGACUUCUGUUUUUCAUGUGACUGACAGCAGUUAUCUGUGGAUCGGACCCUUGUAAGAUGAAAUGAUUAAGAUAGAUCAGACAUAGAAAGCUGUAUAUUUAUUAUUCUGUCUUUAAAUAUGUCUAAUAUAUGUGAUGUUAAUCUAAAGAUAUCUUUUGAAGGGGGCUUGUCGUUUUUUAUAAAGCUCACAUUUCUAUGUUAGCACAUUUUCCAAUAAACUUACAGCAUGUGACUUAUGUCUUUCUAUUAAUAUGGGAAUGACUGUUUUUGUGUGAUGGUAUCAGGUGUGCCCACAAUAAUAAUAAUAAUAAUAAAAAUGUUAUGGGUACAUUUUUUAUAUAGAUUAAUUUUUGUUUUU
This is a messenger RNA of Triplophysa dalaica, 2971 nucleotides long. It is a transcript of the gene parp6b, whose product is annotated as poly (ADP-ribose) polymerase family, member 6b. The transcript is spliced from 23 exons. Gene Ontology annotation, biological process: endoplasmic reticulum unfolded protein response. The coding region runs from base 390 to 2285 and encodes 631 amino acids. Gene Ontology annotation, molecular function: NAD+ poly-ADP-ribosyltransferase activity; protein serine/threonine kinase activator activity; kinase binding. The record is from RefSeq and is a predicted model, not a curated record. Gene Ontology annotation, cellular component: nuclear envelope; membrane; intracellular anatomical structure. Lineage: Eukaryota; Metazoa; Chordata; Actinopteri; Cypriniformes; Nemacheilidae.